AUGGGGCUCGCAAGGUCUCCAAGAGAAAACGAGCCCAAGGGGCCGCCUCCGCUGUCGAAGGGCGUCUGUCGCGCGAUAGUGGCGAGCAGGACAUCCGGCCAGCUGAUCCUGUCCGGGCAGCAUCUCACCGAGGCCCCCACAGCUGUGUUCGACAUCGACGAGCGCGUUCCGGGCGACAGCGCGGUCGACUGGUGGGAGUGCGUCGAGCUCUCCCGCCUCGUGCUGAGCCAGAACAGCCUGUCCCAGCUGAGCUCGGACGUCGCGCGCCUGACCUCGCUCCAGGCCCUCGAGGUCGCCUACAACGACCUCGGCGCCCUCCCGCUCGCCGUCGGCGACCUCGUCCACCUCCGUCUCCUCGACUGCUCCCACAACCGCAUCCGUGCGCUGCCGCCGAGCGUCGCCGACCUGCCGGCGCUCGCCAAGCUCGCCUGCGGACACAACUGCCUCGUGGACCUCCCCGCGGCGCUCGGACGCGCGCAGCCCGCGCUCGCGGAGGUCCUCGCGGACCACAACGAGCUCGCGACAGUCCCCCCGGGGCUGUCCGCGUGUGCCAACCUGCGGAAACUCGACCUCUCGCACAACCGGCUCGAACGCCUCGACGCCGACGUGCUCCGCGGCAUGCGGUCCCUCGAGGAGCUCGCCGUCGACCACAACGCGCUCGCGGCGCUGCCGGACGAGAUCGGCGCGCUCCCGCGCCUGCGCAUCCUCGCGGCGCGGCACAACCGCGUCUCUGCGCUGCCGGAGGCCGUCGGCGGCGCCGCGGCGCUCGUGGAGCUGCACCUGGGCUUCAACGGCCUCACCGCGCUCCCCGCGACGCUCGCGGGGCUCGCGGAGCUGCGCACGCUCGACGUGCGCGACAACCGCCUGUCCGCGCUCCCCGAAGGGCUCGCCGGGGGGGGGUCGCGCCUGGCGCUGUCGCUGCUGGACCUGACGAACAACGACCUGUCCUCGCUGCCGCCGGAGCUCGGGCGCAUGACGUCGCUGCGGCGCAUGCCGCUCGACGGCAAUCCGAUUCGCUCGAUCCGGUACGAGCUGGUGUCGGGUCCGGUAUCGGGUCUCCUCAAGCACCUGCGCGACCGCAUGCCGCAGCCGCCGUCGCGGCUGGACGCGCAGGCGCACCGGGACGCGCAGGAGCUGUACGCCGCGGCCGCGAAGGACCCCGUGGACGCCGUGCACCCGUACCCUGCGCCCCCGCCGGCGGGGCGGCGAACAGGCGCGGCGCCGGGGCGCGGGGUGGCUCCGCCGCCGUGGGGCGAGUACGAGCCCAACCCGCAGCGGGUGGCGGCGGCGGCGAUCGCCGCGCGGCCGGGCCCGGCGCGCGCGGUGCCGAUCGGCGUCGAGGAGCGCCGCAGCGCGGUCCGCGCCGGCAACGUGCUGGGCGUCGACGAGGACGGGCUCGCGCGGGACGUCGCGAGGAAGGCGGCGGUCGGAUCGGACGGGCCAGUGAAGCUGAGCUUUCGCGGCGCGGGGCUCGACGAGGUCCCGAGUGAGGUAUGGAGCAUCGCGGCGCGCGUCGAAGCGCUCGACGUCUCCGGGAACCGUCUCCGCACGCUAGAUUCGCGCAACGUGGCGCUGCUGCAAGCAGCGACGCACCUGGACCUGUCGAGCAACCAGCUGGUCGCGUGGCCGCUGCCCUCCACGCCCCUGCCCGCCCUCGCGCGGCUGUCGCUCGCGCGCAACCCGCGGCUGCCCGUGCCGCGCGGUGGCGCGUUCGCGGCGCUGAACGGCUUUGCGCUGCGUGCCCUGGACCUCAGCGGCGUGCGGGCGGUCGGGGACGCGCUGGACUGGGGCGACGUGGCGCAGUUGAAGGCGCUGGAGGAGCUGCGCGUCGCCGGGUGCGGCGUCGCGGGGCCCUGUCCGCCGGAGGUUGCCACGCUGAAGCAGCUGCGAGUGCUGGACCUGAGCAGCAACCGGCUGACGACGCUGCCCGAGGCGAUCGAGGAGCUGACGCGUCUCGAGGAGCUGGACGUGGCGAACAACGACCUGACGACGCUGCCGGCGCGGCUGGGCCUGCUGCGCGCCACGCUGCGUUCCGUGUCGGUGGCCGGGAACCCGCUCCGCGCGAUUCGCAGGACGAUCACGGACGCGGGGACGCCGAGGCUCCUCGAGUACCUGCACUCGCGCCUUGUGACGUGA
Molecule: messenger RNA, 2136 nt
Organism: Pedinophyceae sp. YPF-701
Lineage: Eukaryota; Viridiplantae; Chlorophyta; Pedinophyceae
Source: the annotation of a GenBank genome assembly